Molecule: messenger RNA, 1245 nt
Organism: Penicillium pulvis
Lineage: Eukaryota; Fungi; Ascomycota; Eurotiomycetes; Eurotiales; Aspergillaceae
Product: lysophospholipid acyltransferase family protein
Exons: 2
Coding region: 1-1245 (414 amino acids)
Cellular component (GO): endomembrane system
Molecular function (GO): acyltransferase activity
Source: RefSeq, a predicted model, not a curated record
AUGAGUUCAACCGAGGCUCGCCAACGCAAACCUCCCACCAAAGAAGCGACCGAGCUUCAAAAACAGUCCACCAAGCCGCCCACAGAGCCUGGUUUGAAACAUGGAAUCGCGAUGCAAAUACUUCGAUCCAUGGCAUUGGCAACAUGGUUCAAUAGCUGUAUGGUCCUCAUCUUCAUAACCCAGCUUGUUGGCUGUCCACUGUACCUGAUCCACAGAAGCUGGUACUACUCAUAUAUGGCGUACACAAAGCAAAACUUUGGACUAGUGAUUACCGCACUCACAGAAUGGGGCAGCCCGACGCUUUUCCGAGUUAGUGGAGAUGCCAGCGUUCGAGGUCAAGUGCAUCUGUCUGAGGAUGGCAUGUUGCAGACCGACUUCCCAGAGCGCCUGGUGAUGAUCGCCAACCACCAGAUCUACACCGACUGGAUCUACCUGUGGUGGAUUGCUUAUACCAAUGUGAUGCAUGGGCGCAUCUUUAUCAUUCUCAAGGACUCCCUCAAAUGGAUUCCCAUCAUGGGUCAGGGAAUGAUGUUCUAUGGAUUUAUCUUCCUGGCACGGAAGUGGCUUUCAGACAAGGCCCGAAUUGAGUACCGGCUGCAAAAAUUGAAGACAAAGUACAUGGGGGCCAAAUCGGACGGGUCCCAGUAUGACCCCAUGUGGUUACUGAUCUUCCCCGAAGGAACCAAUUUGUCCAUCAACACCAAGCGACGGAGCGAUGCAUUUGGGGCGAAACAGGGACUGGCUCCACUCAACCACCAAAUUCUGCCUCGGUCAACGGGUCUGUUUUUCUGUCUCCAGCAGCUCCGAGGGACAGUUGAAUGGGUUUAUGACAGCACUAUCGCCUAUGAGGGCCCACCGAAUGGAGUCUAUCCCGACAAGUUCUUUACUCUCCGCUCUACAUAUAUGCAAGGACGCCCCCCGACCUCGGUUAAUAUGCAUUGGCGACGAUUUGCUGUUUCAGAAAUUCCUUUGGAUGACCAGCCCGAAUUUGAAGAAUGGUUGCGAGCCCGAUGGACUGAGAAGGAUCAGCUGCUGGAUCAAUAUUGGGAGACGGGUCGAUUCCCAUCUGACUUGGCCGGCUCGAUCGACGCUAAGAAAGCCACUCCUGAACAGAAAGUAGCUGUCGAUGCUGGGUACGUCGAGUCAUACGUUCGACUGCAUCAUUGGAUCGAACUUGGACAAAUUUUUGCCGUACUGAUUGGUUUGGUGUUCUUGUGCAAGUUUGUGGGCAGCUGGUUGCACUGA